Molecule: messenger RNA, 2992 nt
Organism: Lates calcarifer (barramundi perch)
Lineage: Eukaryota; Metazoa; Chordata; Actinopteri; Centropomidae
Product: zinc finger CCCH domain-containing protein 18
Exons: 5
Coding region: 110-1603 (497 amino acids)
Source: RefSeq, a predicted model, not a curated record
AGAAUGGAUCAAAGCAGAACUGAGGGAGAUCUCUCCUGAAAAGCAUGGCUGACAGCAGUUACAGUUGAAUGUUGAGUAAAACUGGCACCAGCAUCUGCAGCCCAGGCUGAUGAAGAGGGCCAAAUGUCACAUCAUGUCUCAAACUAUUGAUGUGAACACAGAGCCUCUGACAUGGCCUGUAGCUCCAGAUGGCUACAUCCCCAACUCCGUGAUCCGGAGCUGGAGGUGGAAGGGAAAGGGAUUCAGCCAAACAGACUUUCAGGAGUUCCCAAUAAAUUAUCCGGACAGUUUGAGCACAAGAAUUUUCUGGUUCAUCCAAGAGGAAGAGGAAGAGGACGAGGAAGAAAAAAUAGACUUUGUGAAAAGGAGGAGGAAAGAAAAGGAAGAUAAGAAAAACAAAAAAGAGGAGGAUAAAAAAGAUCUGAAGGUGAAGGAGGGUAGGAAGAAAGAGAAGGAAGUUGAAAAAAAUGAGAAAGAAAAUGAGAAAAAAACUGGAGUGGAGAGAAGAAAGAAAGACAGGGAAGAGAAGGAAGAAGACAAGUGGGAUAGGAAUGACCUCCCGAAGCAGUCCCACAACAUCCAGACGAAGACUAGUCUGCAGAGCCAGCUGAAAACAUUUGAUGAUGGAAAACUGAGGCAUCAGAGGCAAGAAUUUGGUUCAACAUACAGUUCAAGAGAGACUGUGAACUUCCUACCAGCCUCCUCUCAUGAAAAUGGACCUAAACCACCAGGAGAGCUGAGGGAAGAUAUGAAACUUCAAGAAACCAUCAGAGCUCCACUGCAAUAUGUCUCUGUGCCAAAUAAACAGAGAACAUCCAGUUUCAUUCCCAGAGAUUGGUCAGAACCUCCAGUGGAAAGUCCUGUGGUGUCUGCAGAUACUUUCAUCCGAAAUCAAGCUGUAGAAUCCAGGUUUACCACUUAUCUACCACACACAGAGCCCAAAAACUGGGCCUCACAUCCCCAGACAUCUGCACCAUCAAUCCCAGAGGAUCCUCAUCCCCAACCAGAACUGAGGCCCCCUGAACCCUCUCCGAUCAGAGAUAAGAGGUUCCUACUGUCCUUGGCCAAGUAUAACAACAUCAGAGACCAGACACAGGUGCCUCUUGAUCAAAAAGUCUUGAAGCUCUAUAGGAAGUUCAAAGUCAGCAACAAACACUUGACACACCAUGGAAAACUCUCUACCACUGCCUCUAGAGCUUUGAACUCCACUAUUCGGACUGAUACUGGAGGGCUGAAACUGAGCGGUGACCCAUUCUGUUCUGAUUACCACAAGCUAGCAGCAACAUUGGCCACUACAGAGCAUCCAGUAAAGUCCUCCAAUGAUAGACAACUUCCAGCAUCCAUAUCCUCAGUCCAGCCUGGCCAUGUAGCAGCACCUCUGAGGGUGGUGCAGAAGAUUCAGAUGAAAAACACCCUGAAGUUGGCCUCCUCCCAUUUCCAUCAUGUGAUCCCAAUGGCCUCCCAGCACAGCUUCUUUACUUUGAAUCCCUGUGGAAAGACUCACUUUGGAAGGCUGCAGUUUGACUGGGUGAGGGGAGAUGAGAACGACAAGCUGCUGAGAGCAUCUGCUCAUAUAGUUGUAGAUGACAACAUGGUUUUGUAACAUCUUAAUACAUCUGCUUAGCAGUUGGCCAGCUCUUGCACCAUUUCAUUAUGAUUCAUUUGGCUGAAAAAUAAAAUAAUCUGUUGUGCAUCAUUUUGGUCAUAUACUACAGUAAUCUAGGUUUGGGAUACCUUAUUUAAAAACCAGGACCAUCUAGGGAUGGUGAAGCUGGUUGGUUGUUUCUCCUCUUUGAUCCAGACUGGAAUAUAUCAACAAAUAUCAGGUCAACAACAAGUGUCAUCUGAUGUAUGAUUAAUAACAACACAAAAACUGGACAGUUAUAACACACAUACUUUUAUUGACUUGGUAUCAGUGUUUCUAAUUUGAUAUGACAUUAACAUAAAUGGCAAAACAUCUGGACUGUACUGAGCACUGUAACAAAGAAUCUAAAUAGGGAAACAUUCUAUGUUAACUCGUACAGAAUUUAAAGCUGAAAAACAAAUAUGGCUAAUGUUACCUCACAUUGUCUCAGGAGGUUUAAAUUAAAAAUAAUAUACAAUAAAGACCUAUAAAAGAAAUACAACAACACGCUGGCUGUGCAGUGGGUUUACUGAUGGAGAAUGAAACUCUGUGAUUUUCAAAGAAAAAAAAACAACGUAGUUCUAUGUAAGGCAGACAUACAGUUUAUUUGGGUAAAAUGAUACAUAUGCUGAGAUGGCACUCUGAUAGAAACUAUAAAGUCAAACAAUGGCAUUUCAGACAUGUGUAUUUCAUUAGGCAAAUUGUUAAGGUCACCAUGUUUAAAAAUCUACUGCUUUUGGAGACACGGAGUACAGCAUAUUACAUUACAGCAAAUGCAAAUGGUUUUCAUUCAUUUUUUUAUUAAUUAUACAGAAAAAAAUGUAGACUGCUCAAAUUUUGAAUUAACCUGGAGGAGCCAUACCAAAAUACAUUGUAUUCACCAAAACAUAUACUGUCAUAAUUAUUAUUUCUAUAUGCUGUAGGCCUAAUUACGACUUCUCUUAUUUUUGUCUUUUUUUGGUGAAUGCAAUGUGAUUCCAUUGAACUACAGCACAUCAUAGCACCAUCAGCAUGAAUGAGUCCAUAAUGGCCGUGGGUAUGUGACAAUACAGCUGUAAAAUACUUUAAUGAUUAAAAACUGUUCAGUUAAUAAAGGUCUAUUUUGCUAGCUUCUAUCUCGAACACAACAGUAAUUUGUCCCAUAGCCAGUGCAUGAAAGCCAAUGAGUAGGUCUGCUUCUGUGCCCUAUAUCUUUGAAACAGUCCUUUAUACUACUGUGUAACUACAACUGUAGCAUCUACACCUUACUUAAAAACUCAUCAGUGAAUGGGGAGUGUGGUGCUGCAAGGCAUUCUUCAGAGAUAUUACACCCACUUUUUGAGAUGAAUAUCAGCAAAGCAUAAACAGGACAAACAUUGCUAUUCACCA